CAUAACUUUUUAUCAGAACUCGGGAUUCUCUUUAACUUUUCUCUCUCUUCCUUUAUUUGAGUUUUGCGUUUUGUAGUACGAAUGGCGCUAUUUUAGGUGCUUGUUAAAGUGUUUUCCAUUGUUGUUUGUUCAUUUCAAGCUCUUCUCUUCAUGGUUGUAUUUAGAGUAUUAAGACAGUGAUUAGUUAGCUUGCAGAAAAGAGAAAAGUUGUUGUAAAAGAUGUCUUCAAGGUCGACUAACAGGACAAGUUCUAGGGGAAGUUCGUCUCGAUCGAGGCAUGAUGCCCGAGUAAUGGCUCAAACUCCCAUUGAUGCUAAGCUUGCUUUGGAUUUUGAUGAGUCUAGGCGCCACUUUGAUUAUUCUUCUUCAGUUGAUAUCAACUUGUCAACUUCUACUGGCAAUAUUCCUUCCUCAACAGUGUCAUCCUAUCUUCAAAAGAUGCAAAGAGGGAGCCUCAUCCAGUCUUUCGGGUGUCUGAUUGCCAUUGACAAGCAGGACUUCCGCGUCCUUGCGUAUAGUGAAAAUGCGGCUGAGAUGUUGGACUUGGCUCCAAUUUCUGUCCCUAACAUCAAACAAGAAGAGGCUUUAAAGUUUGGAACUGAUGUAAGAACUCUUUUUAGCUCUUUGAGUGCUUCUGCACUAGAAAAAGCUCUACAUUUCCCCGAGGUUAAUCUCCUCAAUCCCAUGCUUGUUUAUUGUAAGAAUUCAGGUAAGCCCUUUUAUGCUAUUCUACAUAGAAUUGAUGUGGGAUUGGUCAUAGACUUGGAGCCAGUGAAUGUCGAUGAUUCUGAGGUAACAACUGCAGGGGCAUUAAAGUCUUAUAAGCUUGCAGCUAAGGCCAUUUCAAAAUUGCAAUCAUUACCAACCCAUAAUAUCCAGCUUCUGUGUGAUGUUUUAGCUAAAGAAGUGAGGGAACUAACGAAUUAUGACCGGGUUAUGGUGUAUAAAUUUCAUGAAGAUGAGCAUGGAGAAGUGAUUGCUGAGAAUUGUAGGCCUGAAUUGGAACCUUAUCUUGGUCUGCAUUAUCCAGCAACUGAUAUACCACAAGCUUCAAGAUUUCUGUUUCUAAAAAACAAGGUGAGGAUGAUAUGUGAUUGUCUUGCUUCUCCCAUAAAAGUGAUUCAAGAUGACAAAUUGACUAAACCACUGAGUCUCGGUGGAUCAACUUUAAGAGCUCCACAUGGUUGCCAUGCGCAGUAUAUGGCAAAUAUGGGUUCUGUUGCAUCUCUUGUGAUGGCUGUGACAAUCAAUGAGGAAGAUGAUGAGGUUAAUGAUCGACGGAGAGGAAAAAAGUUAUGGGGGUUGGUUGUGUGUCAUCACACAAGAUCGAUGUUUGUUCCAGUCCCCCAAAGAUAUGCUUGUGAAUUCUUAGUUCAAGUUUUUGGCAUACAAAUUAACAAGGAAGUUGAAUUGGCUGUUCAAAUGAGAGAAAAACACAUAUUGAGGAUUCAAACUGUGCUUUGUGACAUGCUCAUGAGAGACUCCCCUACAGCAAUCAUAACCCAGUCACCUAAUGUGAUGGACCUGAUCAAGUGCGACGGAGCUGCACUCUUCUUCAAGAAUAAAGUCUGGUUGCUUGGCAUUACUCCAUCUGAAAUACAGAUCAGAGUUAUAGCACAGUGGCUCCUUGAUCACCAUGGCACUACUAAAGGAUUAAGCACUGACAGCCUUCAGGAAGCUGGUUACCCUAGGGCUUCAGAACUUGGGGAUGCAGUCUGUGGGAUGGUUGCAGUUAGAAUAACAUCAAAUGAUGUCCUGUUUUGGUUUAGGUCGCAUACAGCGAAGGAAAUCAAAUGGGGUGGUGCGAAACACGACCCUGUGGACACGGAUGAGAGAAGAAAGAUGCAUCCAAGAUCAUCAUUUAAGGCAUUUCUAGAGGUGGUCAAGUGGAGAAGUCUACCUUGGGAAGAUAUGGAAAUGGAUGCUAUCCAUUCAUUACAACUGAUACUGAGAGGCUUAUUGAAGGAUACUGCUACAACUGAUUCGAAAACCAUCAAAAACAAUUCAAACAUGAUUGUAAAUGUACCUGGGGUUGAUAAUUCACUGGUGAAUACACUCCAAACCGUCACUAGCGAAAUGAUCCGUCUCAUUGAAACUGCUGCUGUCCCAAUUUUCUCUGUGGAUGUGUCUGGUGUUAUAAAUGGAUGGAAUGUCAAAAUGGCUGAGAUAACAGGUUUACUAAUAGAGAAAGCAAUGGGCUUACCCUUAAUUGACGUGGUUAGUGAUGAAACAGUUGACAUAGUCAAAAACAUGCUCUCCUUGGCUGUACAAGGUACGGAGGAGAAAGAUGUUCAAGUAAGACUAAGAACAUUUGGUUCCCUAGAAAAGGAGACUUCUUUGGUUGUAGUUAAUGCAUGUUGUAGUCGAGAUAUGAAUGAAAAUGUUAUAGGAAUAUGCUUUAUUGGGCAAGAUAUUACUUUACAGAAAAGCAUCAUGGACAAAUAUACCCACCUACAGGGCGAUUAUACUGGAAUCAUAAGGAACCCUAAUCAUCUUAUUCCACCAAUAUUUAUGAUGGAUGAGAAAGGUCGGUGUUCGGAGUGGAACAAUGCAAUGGAAAAACUAUCUGCGUUUAGUAAAGAGGAAGCCAUUGGUCGAAUGCUUCUUGGAGAGGUUUUCACUACCGAACAUAUCGGUUGCCAGGUCAAAGAUCAUGAUACCUUAGUUGGGCUCAGGAUAGUAGUAAAUAAGAUAAUUGCAGGUGAGAAUGCCGAUAAAGUGAGUUUUAUAUUCUUUGAUCGGCAUGGUAAAUGUAUUGAUACAUUGCUCUCUGCAAGUCCGAGGACUGAUGCCGAGGGAAAGGUCACUGGAGUUCUGUGUUUUCUACAUUUACCUAGUCCAGAACUUCAAUAUUCUGUAAACUUGCAGAGGGUCUCAAGAAAGGCUGCUGAGAGUACUCAAAAUAAGUUGGCAUAUAUCCGAGAGCAGAUUAGAAAUCCAAUACAAGGGAUGAUGUUUACUCGUAAGUUAGUGGAGUCAUCUGAGUUGAGUGGAGGGCAAAAACGGCUGCUUCUGACGAGGUCAUUGUGUGAAGAUCAGUUAAUGAAGAUAGCUGAGGACACUGAUAUCCCAAGUAUUGAGGAAGGUUACAUGGAAGCAAGAAAUGCUGAGUUCAACCUCGGGAUAGCUCUUGAGGCUGUAAUGAGUCAGGUGAUGCCCUCAAGCCAGGAAAGCCAGGUGCAGCUCAUUCAGAAUUUACCUGCUGAUCUGUCCUCUAUGUAUGUGUAUGGAGACAACUUGAGGCUCCAGCAAGUCCUUUCAGAUUUUUUGACAGUUGCUGUCCGUUUUACCCCUGCAUUUAGUGGAUCAUCAGUUAUGUUCAUGGUAAAUCCUAGUAAGGAAUCUCUAGGAACAAAGAUGCAAUUUCUUCAUGUUGAAUUUAGGAUUACACAUCCAUCCCCAGGAAUCCCAGAAGAUCUGGUCCUAGAGAUGUUCCACCGUAGAGCAGGCAUGUCAAGAGAAGGAUUGGGUUUGUACAUAAGCCACAAACUUGUCAAAAUCAUGAAUGGCACUCUGCAAUAUCUUAGGGGAGAAGAUUGCUCGUCUUUCGUCAUUCACCUAGAAUUUCCGAUCAACCAAGAUAUUGGCCACAAAUGAAGUUAGUUUCAACUAGAAAGCUGCCAAAAGUUGGAAUCAAUCUUAUUUCAAAAGAGCCGUUUGUUCAACAAAUAAAUUCCAUAGCCUAGCACCAUCUUUGAGUUUAUAAGUUGGUUGGUCUUCUGAUGAGCUGAUGGGACAUUUGAGAGCUUGAUGAUAAUGGGAACAUUCCACUGGUUAACCAGAAGAAGGCUCUAUAUUACAUGCUACCAAAAAAUUACGUGGAAAAGGUUAGCUAGUCUUCUAAUUAACUUGGGGGAAAUGAAAUAAUUUUAUUCAAAGCUUUACUGAUAUUAUCUCAUGUGUCAAAGAAGUAAUGUGCUUGGACUCGGAGCAUGCUUUGAUAGGGAGAACAUGCUUCAAGUUAACCAACAUAAGGUUGGGGGGUUGGUUUCCUGAAACAGGAUACUUGGGGGAGCAGUUUAUCAGCUUCAAGCUGGGUGUGCUGUCACCAGGAACAGGCGUGGCUGAGUUAGUUGGAGAGAGAAAUGAUGCGGCUGAUUUAACCACCAUAGGUGCUAACCUUUUUGCAGGAGCAUACUAGUGAUGACUUCUAUGUAAUAGUUCACCUUAAUAUAUGUUCAGAAGUGAAGUUCACAUUCGCUACCAUACCACGAUCAAAGUUGCUGUCUGGUUGAGCAUGUACUUGUAACAAUAUGCUCUCUUGGUAUGAUUUAGGAAAGAAUGGGAACAAAAUGAAGUUUGUAAGUUGUAGAUUUUUUUUGUAUAGUAAAUAUAGUUUUAUUUGUAUCUAAUGUAAUGUAUCUCCAUCAGAAUUCUUGUUUUUCUGGUGUUUGAUAAAGAAUAGGCUAAAAGAGUACCUUGUACCAGUUGUGCUUAUUUCCAAAUACUGCUCUUAAAUAGUA
This is a messenger RNA of Beta vulgaris subsp. vulgaris (sugar beet), 4463 nucleotides long. Its product is annotated as phytochrome C. The record is from RefSeq and is a predicted model, not a curated record. The coding region runs from base 220 to 3597 and encodes 1125 amino acids. Gene Ontology annotation, biological process: detection of visible light; red, far-red light phototransduction; regulation of DNA-templated transcription. Gene Ontology annotation, molecular function: protein homodimerization activity; photoreceptor activity. The transcript has 5 exons. Lineage: Eukaryota; Viridiplantae; Streptophyta; Magnoliopsida; Caryophyllales; Amaranthaceae.